Molecule: messenger RNA, 2243 nt
Organism: Branchiostoma floridae (Florida lancelet)
Lineage: Eukaryota; Metazoa; Chordata; Leptocardii; Amphioxiformes; Branchiostomatidae
Product: kelch-like protein 24
Exons: 2
Coding region: 133-1833 (566 amino acids)
Molecular function (GO): protein binding
Source: RefSeq, a predicted model, not a curated record
GCGCAGACGACCGUGAAGGAAAAUUUGCAGAUUGCAGACCAAAAUUAUUACUACGAGAGUUUGAAUGCUCGUUUCUCGACCCCCGCAGGUGAAGUAACCCUUCGAAUCAAGAAAUUCUUCAGGGAUUGAGGUAUGAUGGCGGAGGCACAGAGAUCACAGACAUCACUCGACUUCUGCGACAAUCCACAUGCAGGCUCACUCUUGCAGGGCUUACAGGAACUGCGAUCUGAGAACCUCCUGACAGAUGUUGUCCUAUGUGUCUCUGGAAAAGAGAUUCCAUGCCAUCGAAAUGUUCUGGCUGCCUGUUGUGAAUACUUCCGUGCAAUGUUUUGUAACGGACACCGUGAGAGCAAAGAGCACAAAGUAACUAUACAUGAAGUCACCCCAGGUGCCUUGCAGCUUCUUGUUGACUACGCGUACACGUCAAAAGUGACCAUCACACAGGACAAUGCUGUGAAACUGCUAGAAGGGGCCAACUUCUUCCGGAUCCUACCUGUACGUGAUGCUUGUGUGACUUUCAUAUCCAACAACCUGAGUGCCAAAGACUGUCUGCAGAUGAUGCACCUAGGCAACAUGCUGUCCUGCCCAGACUUGGAAAAGAAAGCAUGGCUGUAUACCACGAAGGAGUUUAAAGCAACCAGUGAAACACCUGAGUUUCUUUCUUUGACUAAAGCUCAGCUCAUCAAACUUAUCUCAUCUGAUGACCUCAAAGCUUCAGAAGAAACAGUGUACACAGCAGUGAUGACAUGGAUCAACCACAACACCAAGAAGAGGAAAAGGUACAUGAAAGAGCUGAUGGAACUGGUCAGGUUUCCAUUCAUGGACAAGCAGUAUUUCUUUGAGAAUGUAGAGAGCAACGAGGCCAUAAGGAAGUCUUGUCAGGAUAUCAUGACAGAAGCUCGCAGAUGCCAGCUCUUUCCAGGAGAGAUCCAGUCACCUCGCACCCAUCCCCGCCAUGCCAGUGGCCUGAGGGAGGCAGUAGUGGUCUUUGGAGGGAUAUAUGGCGGGAGGGAUGAAGAUAGUCAUUACAUCAACCAUAUCGCAAUGACCUACUCUGCUGAGCCAACAAUCUAUAGUUGGAAUUCUAUGACCAAACCAACUCUGAACUUUACCAGUCCAUGUGCUGUGGCUGUCCUGGGCUCAAGUGACAUUGUCAUGUCUGCUGGGAAGGAUAUGUGGCUGUACCACUCAGAACUGAACUCUUGGUCCAAGCUUGCUCAGAUGAACUUGGACCUGAACAAUCAUAGGCUGGCAGUGUUGUAUGGUAAAGUGUACGCGAUUGGUGGUGUAGACAAAUCUACACCUGUAUCAUCAGUUCAGGUCUAUGACCGGAGACAGAAUAAGUGGACUGCAGGUGUUCCUCUCCCACAGACAAGGUACUCUCAUGCAGUUGCUGUGUUGGACAGCAGCAUAUAUGUGAUGGGUGGGUUUGAUAAGCAUGAUAAUAAGAAAACAACAUCUACCGUGUACCGCUUCAGCCCAGGUGACUCAAAAUGGCAACUGAUGAAGGACAUGCCGAAAACUACUGCAUACAUCACAACCGCAGUCCUCAGUGUUAGUAUCUAUACUGGGAUAUGUUCUCGUAUUUUCUCUUUCACUCCAGACCAAGACGGUGGUGUCUGGAGUAAGGUAGUAUCAGGUGUUCCAUGGGGAUGUGGAAUGACUGUGUUGAAGGGGAAGGUUUAUACCUAUGGAGGCUAUGAGAAAACAACUGAUAAUGGAUGUGCUGCUGUCAUGUGCCUUGAUCCAGAAACCCAGUCACUCAGGCGUGUGGGAAACAUGGUCAUGGGUCUAUACUUCGCCCCUUGCAUCACAAUUCUAAACUAUUGCUGAUUUACAAUGGACUCUACUGCAUUAUAUUGUACAAACAAAUCACAUUGUAGUACUUCAUGUUCAUGCACAUUAAUGUUACUAUGUGCCACAAUGCUUGCAUGUUACACAUAACAUUCCUUUAUCAUAGUUGCUUUCUUACAAGCAUUUUGAAUCUGUUCAGAUUUAUGUCAUGAAUUCAAAAAGUAAAGAUUCAAAUGCUGAUUUACAAUGGACUGUACUGCAUUAUAUUGUGCAAACAAAUUGCAUUGUAGUACUUCAUGUUCAUGCACAGUACUGUUACUAUGUGCCAUAAUGCUUGCAUGUUACACAUAACAUUCCUUUAUCAUAGUUGCUUUCUUACAAGCAUUUUGAAUCUGUUGUGCAGAUUGAUGUCAUAAAUUCAAAGAGUAAAGAUUCAAAUAUGCUGCAAA